CGGCUGUAUCUCAGAAUGGCAGCGCCGACCCUCUUCAAGCUCUGACUCUGAGUUUGUUUCCUGUGCAGCCGUCAGUCGCUCUGCACCAUCAACAACAUGGCCAUAUGCAGAAAAGACAGCUUCCUCUGGGGGAAAGCUCCACUCAAACUCCCACCAGACGUGAGGAGACAGAGUGAAACACAUAAGUUCGAGGUGCUGGAUGACAUUCAGAAGCUGAGGUUGGAGAUCAAUCACGUCAUGCCUAAAAUCCACAGCCCUGAACUGAAGGAGCAGAAUAAAAAUGUUGUGAGGAACAGGAGAUUCCUACGUGGGAAAAAGAAAUUCAACAUGGACCCCAAAAAAGGUGUCCACUACCUGGUUGAAAAUGGCCUUCUUGAGUGGCGAGCGGAGUCAGUGGCAGAGUUUCUUUACAAAGAGGAGGGCCUCAAUAAGACCGCCAUUGGAAACUUCUUGGGAGAAAGGGAGAAAAUGCACCUGGAGAUACUGAAAGCAUUUGUGGGUCUGCACGAGUUCUCAGACCUGAAUCUGGUGCAGGCACUGAGGCAGUUUCUGUGGAGUUUUCGUCUCCCCGGAGAAGCUCAAAAGAUUGACAGGAUGAUGGAGGCGUUUGCAGCUCGCUACUGUGACUGUAACCCCGGGGUCUUCCAAUCCACAGACACCUGCUACAUCCUGUCUUUCGCCAUCAUCAUGCUCAACACGAGUCUCCACAACCCCAACGUGAAAGACAAGCCCACCCUGCAGCGAUUUGUUUCCAUGAACAGAGGCAUCAACAACGGCGAGGACCUACCCACCGAGCUGCUCACGAAACUGUAUGCGAGCAUCCGCAGUGAGCCCUUCAAAAUCCCAGAGGAUGAUGGGAACGACCUGACGCUGACGUUUUUUAACCCAGACCGUGAGGGCUGGCUCCUUAAAAUGGGAGGUCGGGUUAAAACAUGGAAGAGAAGAUGGUUCAUUUUGACUGACAGCUGCUUGUACUACUUUGAAUACACAACAGAUAAAGAUCCAAUCGGGAUUAUUCCUCUGGAGAACCUGUGUGUCAGGGUGCUACAGGACUCAAGCAAACCGUUCUGCCUGGAGUUAUAUAACCCUAAAGGACAAAAGAUCAAGGCCUGCAAGACAGAGAACAAAGGCAGAGUGGUCCAGGGUAAACACCAGUCUUAUAAGCUCAGUGCAGCCAGCGCAGAGGAGCGGGACGACUGGAUAGAUGCGAUCAGGGCGAGCAUCACCAAGGACCCUUUUUAUGACUUGGUGACACUACGUAAGAGGAAGGUCAUCAGCAACACUUCCUCAAAGGACUGAAAAAGCACACGAGUUGAAAAACAUUUCCAUUUGGAUCUUCGAUGUGUUUAACUGAUGAAUGAUGUUUAGUUUUAAUGACAGCUCAGCCAAAAGUUAAUCGAGGUGCAUUUUAAAGAACUGUGCAAAUUAGGAAGUGACGCUCACAGUGUAAGAGGAGAAAAGCGAACUGUGGCUUUACAGUUUCCACAUUACUUCAGCAAAAUGCACCCACUGCUGCUCCAACUUCAGGGGACAAGAGGCCUGACUCACAAACAUCUACUGUGAAGCAGUAAUACUAUGAAGGUCUGACCCAGAGCUGACCAUUACCGCAACCAAAAACAAAACGACUUAAAACAUAUAUAAAAUAAUCGUGAAGAGGGACAAAACGACUUCAAAGUGCUGGUAUAGUGAACAAUUGUGUGAGGUUUGAUGGGUCAAGCUUGAAUAGUAUGCAUCUAAUUAAAACAUCCCAGGUGAGAUCAUUCUGAAGUUAUUUUGCUCACAAGAUUUUCAGGAAACUUGACCUCUGACCUCUGAUCUCCGAGGUUCCCAAGAUUCAAACUCAUCCAAGAUUUUUAGUAGCUGCAUCUACGGCGGGAAUUUGAACAUCCUAGCUCACAUCAUUCUCGAGCUAUGCCCAACGUUAAAGUUUUUGUGGAACUUGACCUCUGACCCUUACCCUCAGGUCAAGGUCACUGAAAUUCAAAUUCAUCUGAAUUUUUUUUUUUUUUUUUUUGAAGAUGCAUCUGUGGUGUGAAUUUGAAAAUUCUAGGUCACAUCAUUCUCGAGUUAGGUCACAUCGAAACAGACGCCGACGAUGCCAAGGCUGUGACAAUACCUCGACCUUUUCUUCAAAACAGCCGAGCUAACAGUCGACUGAGAGACAACCACAAAGAGACACAAAUGGCUACAAAGUGUCAAAAAAACAAAAGCCUUUUUCAGACAUUUCAGCCAUCUUUUCUGCUAAUCCGACAGUAUCUCAACUUGUCAGAUUAUUGUAUGAAUGCUCACUGUGGUCAGUUUUCUGUAAAAGUCAACAUGGCAGUUCCUUUAUGUUUCAGACUGAAUGCACGCAUAUAUAUUUAUUUGUUUAUAUUAAAAUAUUUAAAGUAGAUGAUUUCACUGAUGUAGCAGAUAAAAUGUACAGUUUAUUAUUAAUGUAUAUUCAAAGGCUUUAACUUCAACUCUCAACACUUUUACCUGUUUCUUUGCUCUCCUGUGCCGUCCUGACGCUUUAGCUUGUGUAAAAAUUAAUUUAGCACUUUUUAAAACCCAUUCCAGCUGUUUUGUAAGAGAAAAAAUGCAUUUUGGUUCUUGAUUAUAAAUUCAAAUUAAUUUUAACUUAUAAUUCUUUGUACAGUAUGUUUUCAAUCUCUGUUUUUUUGUAUAAUUUAAUGACUUU
Molecule: messenger RNA, 2680 nt
Organism: Archocentrus centrarchus (flier cichlid)
Lineage: Eukaryota; Metazoa; Chordata; Actinopteri; Cichliformes; Cichlidae
Product: cytohesin-3-like
Exons: 13
Coding region: 97-1299 (400 amino acids)
Biological process (GO): regulation of ARF protein signal transduction
Molecular function (GO): guanyl-nucleotide exchange factor activity
Source: RefSeq, a predicted model, not a curated record